AUAAGUCAGACCUCCGAGGUGAGUGCACGUGUGUUGUGUUCUUCGCUCAGAAAGACGGAGGCAAAAAGAGUGUUUUCGUUGGAAAAGAGAGAAUUACUUAAGACUCAACAACACACUGGUAUUGUACUAGUACCCUCUGUUGAAAACCGAAGUGCUGUAAGAAAACUUUUGUUAAUAUGAUGCAAUCGUGUACUAGGCAGAGGCGUAACACUCACGUAGUUUGAGCGUUUACACGUCUCGCGAGGAAAAGUUUCGAGGUGUAAACCUUUCAGGAUGCAGCCGGACGAGGAAGGCUUCCCGGCGUCUCCUCUGGGCCCCUCGUUCCCCUCGCUCCCCUCGAGGGACGGCGAGAGCGGGGAAGUCCUCGGGGACAAGGUGGUGGCCCUGAGAAGGGCUCCCGAGGAACCUCCCCGGCGCCUGCGCCUCCGGCCGGGCGUGCCCCGGGAGAGGAACCAGCCCGGCCACUAUUCUCUGCUGAAGCAGCACCAGCAGUUCAGCGGCUUCAGGAUUCGGGACGCCUUGGCUCAGCAGGGAGGACUGAGGCUGAGGAAGGGCAGCAUGACCUACAGCAGGGGAGCCGUGCCUCUGGUGCAGCCUCAGUACCAGAUGUGUGUUCAGAUGGAGGGCGGCGUGGCCGUCCGCCAAACGGCCCUCCCGAAGGGGCCUCGGCAGUGGCACGAAGAGUGGGGCCAAGUGCGCUUUCGGCCGCCCUUCCGCGUCCCUCGGGAGAGCCUGUCGGAGCCUCAACCAGCGUUGCCAAGUAGGAAACGCGACCGAGUGCACGUGAACAUCUGGGAGGAAUUUCUCCUGGGAACCAAAGUCUUCAAGAAAAAUGGCAAAUACAUUAUAAACGAACAGAGUAUGAUCAUCAAUUCAAUCAAGCAGUGCCUGGAAAGAGUCGUAUCGACCACGGUGUGUGAUGUGGUCAUAUGUUUCAUCUAUUUUAUUUGUGCCUUCCUGCCUUGCUUAACAUACAACAAUUACAUGGAAUUAUUAGGUUAUAUUCUACUCCAUGGUCAUUUGAAACUGCACGAAUAUGCCUACAAUAGCAAUAUCGACCUGGAUUUGACAGGAAGUGUGUUUCAAGGUCCCGGGUACAUUUGGGUAAGGUUCUGGUGUCAGCACUGCACACACAAAGAAAAUAUUAAAGUGUUUGACUCACUCAUGAAGAAAAUGAAAUCGGAUAUCCUGAAAGGAACGUGACCGUGCCAUAUUCAGUAUCAGAGUCUAUGUUAAUGUUUGCAAGAAAGAAAGAGAGGCAGAGAGACUUAAAAUAAAAUAGAGAAAGAUUCUUAUUUAAAAAAUAACACAACUCUCUCCUUUUACUUGAUAUUUGCCCAGAAACCACGCCCCUUUUCUAUGGCUAACAACUUGAUUGGUUAAUGUAAAGUGGAUACGGGAAUCGUUAUAAAAUGACUAGAUAUAAGGUCUAUUUGAAUCAUUAAAAAAAUGAUUGUAAA
Molecule: messenger RNA, 1460 nt
Organism: Penaeus monodon (black tiger shrimp)
Lineage: Eukaryota; Metazoa; Arthropoda; Malacostraca; Decapoda; Penaeidae
Source: RefSeq, a predicted model, not a curated record